AUGUCGGAAGUGAAGCAAUUGCUAAAGGAGGCUAAAAUUGAACUCUCCAGGGCAGACUAUGAAGAGGCCGCUGCCAUCUCUGAACAGGUUUUAAAAUUAGAUCCAGAAAAUUAUUUUGCUCAGGUCUUCCUAGGCAAAUCAUAUUCAUGUAUUGAAAAUAAAAUGAAGGAUGCUGUUUCCCAUUAUGUGGCAGCUACAGACUUACUUCCUAAUAAUAUGCUUGCCUGGAAAGGUUUCUUUAUUUUACUGAAUUCUGAAGGUGUUGUUCCUUCCACUGUCUCAUUCGACGAUUAUUUCAACCUCUGUGGCAAGUAUGCAGAGACGCUAAUCCAAAAUGAAUUACCAUUGGUUGAAUUGAUACAUGAACUAAGAGUUAUGAAGAAAAAAUUUCCUCAAUCACAUGAGUCCUUUUAUAGGCAUAUGAGACCAGGUACGCCAAUGGCAGAAAGAUUAGGACGUCAUUUAAUAACCCCACAGGAUGCCUUAAAGGGGUUAAUAACUAUUAUCAAUGAUAGAGAAUUAGAAAGUAUUGCUAAGAUUGUUAGUCGUGAGAGAUUAAGAUUGAGUACAAAUGAUCCAGAUUAUCAAAUUAAAAUUAAUGCCUUAGCUUGGGAAGUUUUUAAUACGUCAGAAUUAGACGAUCUUUAUAAUCAAUUGAUUAACAUAUUGGACGAUGAUGAUACCAGAGCUAAAUACGAAUCUCUAUGGCUAGAAUAUAGAAUUAGGGUUUUAAAAUCCAUGCCCAUAGAUUUGAAGUUAAAUUUCUUUUUCAAAGUGAAGAAUAUGGUAGAAGAUAUGGUUUUAGUAGAUCAUGGAUCCUUACUUGUAUGGAGUUUAUACUUUGAAUGGCAUGAUUAUGAGGAUUUGGAUAAGAUGGAUAAAAAUUUGAUCCUAAAAUUUUUUAAGAAGUUCCCCACAGAACCAUUAGCAAUGAUUUUGUAUGCUUGGAUAUGUUCAAGUUUUUCCAAAUAUGAUAUUAGUGAGUUUGACAAUAAUGAUAAGAAGAAUGAAAAAACUGAAACUAUUCGGGAAUCUGAAACCGAAACUGAAGAUGACGAAUUAAACGAACUAGUGGAAAAUGAAGAAGAAGAUUCCCAGACUUUAAAGGAAGAUGAUAUCUUGAUUGCUUUAAAUGACAACAUUUCUAAGGCUCAAAAUAAUGCAUUGGCACAUCGUAUUAUUUCUCAGUAUUACAUAUUCUCUAAAGAAUAUGAAGCAGCACUACCGUACAUCAAAAAAGGAAUUUCUCUAGUCUCACACAAGAUCAGAGAUCUUGGAUGUCAACUAAUACAUACUAAACGAGAAUUUUCGUUGACCUUGGCGACAUGCUAUACUUACGUGGACGCUCCCCAAUUUCAUAAUGCAGCAAUGACACUAUUCGACAGAAUAUUACAAGAAUCGCCGGAUAACACGCGAGCCAAGAUGGGUAAAGGUAUCAUAUAUAUCGAAAGAGAAAACUGGCAGGAUGCCAACAAACUUUUAAAGGAGGUUAUUAACGAAUACCCAGAUAAUUUAGAUGUUCUCUCAGAGCUUGGAUGGACUAAAGCAAAUUUGGGUCAAUAUGAUGAGGCUAUUGAAAUGCUUUCUUCAGCCUUACGAAUGAUCACAGGUAAUGAUUUGAGGACCACGACCUUUAGAGCUUUGACGUUAUGGAGACAGGCAAAGUCAUAUAUCUUCAAAGAGGCAGCUAACGUCAGUCAAGGCUUAGAAAAUAUCAAACUGGCGUUCAAGAUCUUGGUUCAAUUAAUUAAAGUCUUAGACACAUAUGCACCUGCUUAUUCCACUUUGGGUGAUCUCUACACCACAUAUUAUAAGGAUAGUGGAAGAGCGUUCAAGUGCUACUAUAAGGCGUUUGAAUUAGAUGCUGGUGAUCAUAUUGCAGCUAAUUAUAUGACAGAGGUAUACGCAAAGUCAAAUAAUUGGUCAUCUGCUGUUCAAAUUGCUGAAAGGUUAGUGAAAGCAGAGAAAGCAAAAAGAGUUCUACAAACGAUGAAUUGGCCUUAUAGGGUUAUUGGAAUUGGUAAUUUAGAAAGACAACAAGAAAGUGACUCUAUUGAAUGGUUCCAAUCUGCCAUCCGUGUUGACCCCAACGAUGUUGAAUCAUGGAUUGGCCUUGGUCAGGCAUAUCUAGGCUGUGGACGUAUCGAAGCUUCCAUAAAAGUAUUUGAGAAAGCCAUUGAACUAGAUUCGUCACAUACAUAUGCCAAGUAUUUCAAAAGUAUUGCUCUCUCCGAAAUGGGUGAGUUCACUGAAAGUAUUCCUCUUUUGAAAGAGAUCACUGGAACACAUCCUGAAGAAGAGACAUUUCAAGUAUCAUUGGCUACCACACUUGUUAACUAUGCAUACGACCUUUACUACGAGGGGUUUUUAAUGAAAUCUAUAUCUAUUGUUUUAGACAGUAUUGAAGUAAUGAAGUUUAUUGUUUCUGAGUUAAGUUGUUCAGUUCAAAAUCUGUGGAUCUCUCUCUCUCGUGCUUUGAAAUUAUUUGUCUUUGUUGAAUCCAGGAUUGAUUGCUUACCAGUGGAAAGCCUGGUUGAAAUUUUCAGUUCGAAAGGGUUGAUAGGAACCAAGGACGUCGAUCAAAUUGAUGACGUCGAGCUAAAAACCAUUUUAGCAUCUUCAGAUGAGGAUAACAUUACCAUUGGAUGUCAAUUCUUAAUCUUGGCAGCUAAAUAUGCAAUUCCUUCGGAAAACUUGACUGAGUAUGCAGCAACUGUUAGGUCUGCUUUAUGGUGCAAUAUUGGUGUCACAGAACUGACUGCUUCCCUUGUUUUGAAAGAGGCAAAAUUUAGAGAUGCAGCUAUUUUCUCCUUCAAGAGAUCGAUAAAAUAUCAGUCAAAUACCACGGAAGCAUGGAUUGGUUUAGGUAUUGCUACAAUGGAUGUUAACUAUCGUGUCUCUCAGCAUUGUUUUAUUAAAGCCGUUGCAUUGGCACCAAAGGAUAUUGAAAUAUCAUUUAACCUCGCCAUGCUAGCCUUAAAGAAUAAUGAUCUGGAGUUUGCUGAACAGAUAUUGAUGAGGUCACAAAGUGUAGCUCCUCAAGAUUCGUCGCCAUGGCUGGGUCUUGCUUUAAUAUUGGAAAAGAAUGGUAAUACAGCAGAUAGCUGCAGUCUCUUCGCACAUUCCUUUAUUUUAUCUAAUGGAAGGUCCAAAAUGUCACAGUUAUUGUAUGCCAAAAGUACUUUACAAAAGUACAUUGGUAAUGAAAAUGAUGAAAGAAAUAUUCAGGUUGUUGAAGAGUUAACCACAGUAAUUAAUGCAUUGGACCAAUAUUUUAAAAAAGAACCAGAGAAUGCUUUUGCUCUAGAAUGCGCCUUACUAACAUUGGAGAGACUACAUAAUUUUAAAUUUGCUAAUAAUCUAUCAGAAAAAUUAACCGAGCUAUUGGAAAGUAGAUUUGAAAAAACUCAAAAUGAAAAUGAGUUGUUCAAUUUUGCUAUAAUUCGAGCCCAGUUCGCACGUAUCCAACUAGGGUUAAGAAAUUUCAAGUCAGCCAUUGAAAACUCUGAACUUUCUCAAGGUAUUCUAGCGGAUUUCAGUAACGAUAGGGUGAUUUCUGCACAAAUUUCCAAUCAUAUUUGCCUUGGAUUAAGUUAUUUUUUUUUAGAUGAUUUUGAUGAAACACUUGCUCACUUCCAAGAAUUAUUAAAUAUAUCAAAGGACUCCAAAAAUUUAGUCCUCUUGAUUGUGAAAGUUUUAUAUGAGGUUGGUACACCUGAUACUAAACUGAUUGCAAUGCAGGAAUUAACAGACUAUGUUAAAACACAAGGUGUUGAUCUACUCACUACAUUGACAAUUGCUGCAAUGACUAUCUUAGAUAAAAAGAAAGAAGAUUUUAGAACAAUUCUGAAAGAAUUGAACACUAUGAAUUUGUCGGACAUGAUCUUAGAUACAUACAAAGAGUCACCAUUAUUAAUUGAGCAAGUAGAAAGGAGCCUCUUUCAGGAUAAAGCAGUCGAUGCGGGCAAAAAUACCUGGCAGAGAACCGCAUUUUUAUUCCCCAACGAUUAUAAGUCAUGGAGUAAAUUAGACAAGAGAAUAGAGAGACGUGUAUCUAGCAAUUCAGCAUGUAAGAUAACUGCCCAAAAGAUGAGUGACAUUUAUUAUUCGUCAAAGAAUCAAAGAAAUAUCCAAAGGAGCCUGUUUUUGUGUCCUUGGAAUGAAAAGGCUGUUAUGGCUUUGAAGGAAUGCUUUUAA
Messenger RNA from Naumovozyma castellii, 4197 nucleotides. It is a transcript of the gene SKI3, whose product is annotated as SKI complex subunit tetratricopeptide repeat protein SKI3. Lineage: Eukaryota; Fungi; Ascomycota; Saccharomycetes; Saccharomycetales; Saccharomycetaceae. The record is from RefSeq and is a predicted model, not a curated record. The transcript has a single exon. The coding region runs from base 1 to 4197 and encodes 1398 amino acids.